Molecule: messenger RNA, 1697 nt
Organism: Daphnia pulicaria
Lineage: Eukaryota; Metazoa; Arthropoda; Branchiopoda; Diplostraca; Daphniidae
Exons: 4
Coding region: 208-1437 (409 amino acids)
Cellular component (GO): cell surface; plasma membrane
Molecular function (GO): cysteine-type endopeptidase inhibitor activity; serine-type endopeptidase inhibitor activity
Source: RefSeq, a predicted model, not a curated record
UGGGCCGUGCCUGGUCGACAUACUACUGACGUCUCUCCAUAUAUACACAGUUCCCAUAGGCCAGUCGAAUGUUGUCGUGUGUAGUAUAUUUCCGUGGAUAUAUAAGAUAGGCUGACCCUCUCUUGGGUGCACCCCAGUCCCAUUUCUCUGGCUGUUGAUGACUGCUGCUGUUCUCAAGCUGCCGAGGAAACUGCUAACAACAAACAAAUGAAACAAAGUACAAUCGCCAUGUUGACCAUCGCUCUUUUAAUAACUGUCCUAUUCGGCCUGGUAUCGUCAAAGCCGUCGCCGGCCGCCAAUUACCAUCACGGCACCGAUAUCGUGACCGAAAUUCUACAAUCCAUCGACAGAAGGGAGGAGAUGUGGAAGAUCACCAAUUACCUGAACGCAUCCCGGGAAGAACUGGCAAAAGCGUUGCCCCUCGUCAGCCCUGAUGGGACGAAAAUCAACUACACAUUUUUCGCUCCGACGUCGAAUGCCUUUGUGACGCAAACUCCGCAAGACGCCAUCGAUCCGCUGAUUGAUGCCGAUUUUCGACUGAAGGUCCUCGUUCGUCAUUUUGUUCGCCGGCACAUCUCGACUGACGAUUUGAUUAAACUGGACAAGCUCGUCAUGGCCGAUUCAGCAGAGGCCGCCAUCAACAGGAAGAGCACGGUCGAAGCGUGCGAUCUGCCACCAGUUGCCAAACAGAACACCGCCACUUGUUUGGCUUACUUUCCGUCAUGGACGUUCGACUCGAAAUCGGGAAAGUGCAAACAGUAUGUUUACGGCGGCUGUCAUAAAACGGAGAAUCUAUACGAAACGGAAGCCGACUGUUUAUCCAAAUGCGGACCGGCAGUCAAUUCCGUCAAGACGUUUAUCAAUAAAGCCGAAAUCCUAACUGAAGCCUGCGCUUGCAGUGAACUCGUCCACGAUUUCUGUACCAUCUUCGUUGUCGAUCGCGUCUUCAUGACUGGAGACGAAGUCAUCGAGAUCCUCGGCAAAUAUCCUCCCACCGGCCCGAAAGGCCCUUUGUAUUCGCCAUGCGAUAAAACGCCGGCGGAUGAGGCGGAGAAUAAGACCAGCAGCAGCCACACCCGCAACAUUCCGCUGCGCACCACUCCGCUCGAACCGAUCAAUCCGAUUUUCGUCGAUUACGUCAACGUUUCGCCCAGCCAAGCCGACGUCCAGGAGAUUGCCCAAUUCGCUGUAGAGGAACUGAGUCGAGGUGCCCACUCUAUGGCGUCUCCACUCGUAUUGGUCAGCGUCGUUAAAGCUGAAAAGCAAACCCUGGCCGGAAUUAAUUAUCGACUCAAAAUGGAGCUGAAGAGUGACGAAAUCGGUGCCACCGUGUGCGACGUGGUGAUUUUUGACCAACCCUGUUCGUCGACCUGUCGAGUUAGCUCCUUUAAAUGCAAUCCACCUCUGGGCGGCAGCAGCGCUUCUUACAAGAAAUAAAUAAGAAACGAAAUCAUGAAUUAUUUUGUCUUGAUUUGGUGUCGCUAACCAACAUUCAAUUUUUUGAAUUUUUCUUGGCUUAUUAUCAUUCCCAAAAAGAUUGUAUACCCCCCUUCGUUUGUUUGUUAGCUAGUAUUGGGUGCCACAGCGUAUAGCUUUACAAAGGGCUACUAUAUAUAUGGCCUUAUACGGAGUACUAUUUAAAGAAAAAUAUACUCUCAUAGUAAUUUAAAUGAAUACAUAGCCCGUUGGGCUUCUUA